UGCCAGAAUUCGCUUUGCAGCACUGCCUCAGUUGGGGGUACAAAAAAUAACGGGAGCAAGAUGAUUUUGCGCUCGUGGGAUCGGGUUAAACCGCGUUCCGUUUCGGAUUUCGCAUGUUUCCUCCUGGUGGCUGUCUUUGUGCCCGUGACAUACAUCUUCCAGGUGACCGUUGUCAUGCCGCAACUGUUUGCCAUCGGAGGGAUUUGGUACACGUUAUUAUGGUUGGCUAGCCUGUUCAUCAUCUUCAACAUCACCUCCAACAUGCUGGCCUGCAUGCUUGUGGACACCAGUAUCCGGAAGGAGCUCCUGAAGCCACCAAUGGAUGCGGUGCAGCUGGCUCGGUGGCACUCUUGCCACGAUUGCCAAACACUGGUGCCACCUCGAUCCUGGCACUGCGAAGUGUGCAACGUGUGCGUGCUGAAGCGGGACCACCACUGUCGGUUCACUUGCUGCUGCAUCGGGCACCACAACUACAGGUACUUCUUCUACUACCUGGUGUACAUGAUAAUCGGAUCCUUGGCGGCCGCCAUCAUGGAGAGCAUCUAUCUGUGGCAUCUCCAUCUGGACAUCUACUGGCGCUGGUCCACGCUGUUCACCAUCCUUGCUCCUGUGGUUAGCCUAAUGCUGUCACCAAGCUGGGAGUCUUUCUACUUGGUCAUAUAUGAUCUCACCCUUCUGGGCUUCGCCAUAUCAUCCCUGCUCCUUGUCUUCCACUGGUCGAUAUUCAAGAGCGGUGCGGUGACAAGGGAGCGCGGCACAAGGAAGUACGAUCGCGGCUUGCGGGGUAACCUGGAGAUGGUUCUGGGCAAGAGAAUGCAUCUCACCUGGCUGUCGCCGUUUCUACGCAGUGAUCUGCCCCACGACGGGGUGAACUGGGAGCCCAUAGCCGCCUUUUCUCCAAAGGAGGAAUAGAUCUGAAUUGUGUCUUACCCGUAUUUGACAUUCAUUAGAGGCAUUUACUUAUAUGUAUUAUUUUAAGACUCACUAGUCAACAUUUGAUCUGAAUUUGUAUCCAAAUUCUUCGUGUAUAUCAUACAUUUUAUACUAGUCAAUAAUUGGUAUUGUUAUUCACAGCUUGACCAAGAGAAAUUAAUGUUUAAUAUUUCAAAAUAUCACUUUUGAUCAACUGACAUGUUAAAAUAGUACAAAACCCUUUUAUUAACAUAAAGCUUUACAAAAUA
Drosophila teissieri is the source of this 1181-nucleotide messenger RNA. RefSeq names its product probable palmitoyltransferase ZDHHC24. Gene Ontology annotation, cellular component: Golgi apparatus; endoplasmic reticulum. Lineage: Eukaryota; Metazoa; Arthropoda; Insecta; Diptera; Drosophilidae. Bases 61 to 912 code for a protein of 283 amino acids. The transcript is spliced from 2 exons. Gene Ontology annotation, biological process: protein targeting to membrane; peptidyl-L-cysteine S-palmitoylation. Gene Ontology annotation, molecular function: protein-cysteine S-palmitoyltransferase activity. The record is from RefSeq and is a predicted model, not a curated record.